UCGGGCCGGCUAAGAUACGCCGCGUCCGCUGUAAAGAUGUCGGCGAAGCGGAGUAUGGGCGACGCAGAGUACCUGAAGAAGAGAAUCCCCUCGAACCCCAAAUACCAACAUGUUAAAACAAGACUCGAUACAGGUUUAAGCCUGACGAAGUACAUGGAGCGCCUGGAGGAGAUCAGGAAAAAUUACAGAUAUAAAAAAGACGAGGUCUUUAAGAGACUCAAAGUCUCGACGUUCGCUCAGAUGGUGCUCCAGGUGGCCUCGGUGUCGGACCUGAACGAGAGCAUGAUGGACGACGUGCCUACCCUCCAAGAUGUUUCCGAGUCAGCAGGAGGAGAUCGUCUGCCAGACCACACCGACGGUUCGACCCGCUCCAGCCCUCGACCUCUCACGCUGGCUGACGGCAACGAGCCGAGCGACGCAGCGUUUUCCCCCAGAUCCACACUUCAAAGUGUGAUCAGUGGUGUAGGAGAGCUGGAUCUGGAUAAGGAGGUGGUGAGGAGCGUGACCCCGCCCCCUCCGAGCGUCCCGUGUGCUGCCCAGCGCCCGUACCCGGACUGCCCCUACCUGCUGCUCGACGUCCGAGACCGAGAGCUGUACGAGCAGUGCCACAUCAUCAGCGCACACAGUUAUCCCAUCGCGACGCUCUCCAGGACGAUGAAUCCUUACACCAAGGAAGUCCUCGAUUAUAGAAACGUUCAGGGGAAGAUCAUCAUCCUGUAUGACGAGGACGAGAGGAUAGCGAGCCAGGCGGCCACGACCAUGUGCGAGAGGGGCUUCGAGAACCUCUUCAUGCUCUCCGGAGGCUUGAAGGUGAUCGCGCAGAAGUUCCCAGAAGGAAUGACCACCGGCUCUUUUCCCACCGCUUGUCUCACGUCUCCGACGGGACCCUCGGGUCGAAAGCUCGCCGCGCUCUAUCGGACGCCGGAGCCAGCGGAAAACAAAUGGCGUUUCGCCUUCGAGGACCUCAACAAGAUCCAGCACUACCUGGACGAGGUCCUGAUUCCCAGCGACACCAGCAGUCGUCUGAGCAGCAGGAUGUCCACCAGCAGCGCUAACUCCAAAGUCUCCAGCGCCCGGAGCAGCCGACUCGGCUCGGGGAGCACCCGGUCACAGAGCAGUCGGCCCUGGAAAUAAUAGCAUCAUCAUCAUCGUUCUUAUCCUCGAUAUCAUCAUGCACCAUCAUGUACACAGCGCUGGCCUUAACGUAGCCUAGCAGUAGACACACAGUGUCAGUCAUCACACAGUGAAAGCUUUAAAUCAGACCUUCACAGCUCGUGAGACAUAACAAACACCACGUGAAGAAAACUAUGUUUUAAACUCGUUAUGAAUUUUUAGGGUGGUCUGAAUGCACAAAUCUGACUAGAUCAGAGUCGCUUUCAUAUGUGGUCCUAGAUGGGAUUUAAAGUAUCUCACAAAAGUAAGUACACCUUUUAUAUUGCAGCAACUACUUUAUUAUAUGUUCUCAAGGGACAAUACUAUAGAAAUAAACACUGGAUCUACUUUAGAGACGUCAGUGUGCAGCUUGUACAGCAGUACAGAUUUACUGUCCUACCGUCCUUUGAGAAGAUAUACUGAACCGUUUGCUAAAAUUAGAGGGGUGUACUAACUUUUGUGAGUGGGCGAAUUUUCGAUACGCGCUCACGUGACUUGAAUGAGAAUCGGAACGCCUGUCAGUUUUUGCCUGUGUGUGUGUGUGUAGAGCUCUCGCUGACCUCAUCACGUGUCGUCAUGAACACGCACCGUCACGACGCGCAAAUCCGAAUUAAUAAUUGUAAUAAUGUGAACGUAACUUUUAUUCAAACGAGUGAAAUUAAAUCAGUCUUCAGUGUUUUUCCAUCCAUCCUCUCGCCACUGCAUGGUGUAUGAGUGUGUGUGAGUGUGUGAGACCACCACAGACCCAUACGUCCACACGUUUUGCCGUACUGUCGUUUUAGUGAGUCGAGUCUUUUGAUUCGAGAGUCGACUCUUUUGGCUUACUGCUGGUUUUUCUUUUUAAAAAAUGGACAAAGAAGUGUUUACGAGAGAAUUCUUAACUCAAUCAUGACUCGAUGAAAAGAGAAAGCAACCAUGUUUGGAUUGCAAGACACGCCCUGCUCCACACAGUUGUCGAACUCUUCUUAAAUGUUCUUAAAAGUGUAUAUUAUAACUGAUAUGUUGCUCUAAUAAAUGUUAU
This is a messenger RNA of Clarias gariepinus (North African catfish), 2173 nucleotides long. Its product is annotated as centrosomal protein of 41 kDa-like. Bases 37 to 1134 code for a protein of 365 amino acids. The record is from RefSeq and is a predicted model, not a curated record. Gene Ontology annotation, biological process: protein polyglutamylation; cilium assembly. Gene Ontology annotation, cellular component: ciliary basal body. The transcript has 11 exons. Lineage: Eukaryota; Metazoa; Chordata; Actinopteri; Siluriformes; Clariidae.